AGGAGGGUGGUAUCCGAAAGCUAGUGUACUGCACGUGGAGUGGUUCCCCUGGUACGGAGGGAGCGUCUCGGGGCUGGACCUGUUUUCAGGUGAACUGAGGCCCCGGAGUACCAUGGGGCGCAAGUUGGAUCCUACAAAGAAGGAGAAGCGCGGGCCGGGCCGAAAAGCCCGGAAACAGAAGGGUGCAGAGACCGAACUCACCAGAUUCUUGCCUGCAGCUGAUGAUGAAAAUUCCAAAAGGCUGUCUAGUCGUGCUCGAAAGAGGGCAGCCAAGAGGAGGUUGAGCUCUGCUGUAGCCCUUGAGAUGAAUGAGUGUCCUGGGGCCAGACCAUUGCCUGGAAAGCUACCAAAAGGGAUCUCUGCAGGAGCUGUCCAGGCACCUGGUAAGAAAGGAGCCCAGUCCUUAUUUAACAGUGCUCAAGGCAAGAAGCGCCCAGCACCAGCCCAUAACAGUGAGGAGGAAGAGGAGGAGGAAGACUCUGAAGAUGAUGGUGUGGGAAACCAGGAGGACUUCUGGGGCUCUGAGGACAGUGAUGCUGAUAUGGUUGAUGACUAUGGAGUAGGCUCCAGCUCAGAGGAUGAAGGUGAAGAGUUGCUGCCCAUUGAAAGGGCUGCUCGGAAGCAGAAGGCCCAGGAAGCUGCUGCUGGGGGCCAGUGGAGUGAGGAGGAGACUGAUGAAGAGGAGGAAGAGGAGAAAAUGUCCCCUGAGUCAGGCCCCCAAAAGGAGGACAAGAUAGAUGAGGAUCUGCAGAUCAAUGUGGAUGAAGAGGAGCUUUUUGUGCUGCCCCCUGCUGGAGAGAUGGAGCAGGAUGCCCAGACUCCAGACUUGCAACGAGUUCACAAGCGCAUCCAAGAUAUAGUGGGAGUGUUGCGUGAUUUUAAGACUCAGCGGGAGGAAGGUCGGUCUCGAUCUGAAUAUGUGCACCGGCUUCAGAGGGAUCUGGCCACUUACUACUCCUAUGGGGACUUUUUGCUUGGCAAGCUCAUGGACCUCUUCCCUCUGUCUGAGCUGUUGGAGUUCUUAGAAGCUAAUGAGGUGCCUCGGCCCAUCACCCUCAGGACCAACACCUUGAAAACCCGGCGCCGAGACCUUGCUCAGGCACUAAUCAAUCGUGGGGUUAACCUGGAUCCCCUGGGCAAGUGGUCAAAGACUGGAUUAGUGGUAUAUGAUUCCUCAGUGCCCAUUGGUGCUACUCCCGAGUACCUGGCUGGGCACUAUAUGCUGCAAGGAGCCUCCAGCAUGUUACCUGUCAUGGCCUUGGCGCCCCAGGAACAUGAGCGGAUCCUGGACAUGUGUUGUGCCCCUGGAGGAAAGACCAGUUAUAUAGCCCAGCUGAUGAAGAACACGGGUGUGAUCCUUGCCAAUGAUGCCAGUGCUGAGCGCCUCAAGAGUGUUGUGGGAAACCUGCACCGGUUGGGAGUCACCAACACCAUUAUCAGCCACUACGAUGGGCGUCAGUUCCCCAAGGUGAUAGGGGGUUUUGACCGAGUACUGCUGGACGCCCCCUGCAGUGGUACCGGCAUCAUCUCCAAGGACCCAGCUGUGAAGACGAACAAGGAUGAGAAGGACGUCCUGCGCUGUGCUCACCUUCAGAAGGAGCUGCUCCUGAGUGCUAUUGAUUCUGUCAAUGCCACUUCCAAGACGGGAGGCUACCUCGUCUACUGCACCUGUUCUAUCAUGGUGGAAGAGAACGAGUGGGUGGUAGACUAUGCUCUGAAAAAGAGGAACGUGCGGCUGGUGCCCACAGGUCUAGACUUUGGCCAGGAGGGUUUUACCCGCUUUCGAGAAAGGCGCUUCCACCCCACUCUGCGCUCUACCCGCCGCUUCUACCCUCACACCCACAAUAUGGAUGGUUUCUUUAUUGCCAAGUUCAAGAAAUUCUCUAAUUCUAUUCCCCAGUCUCAGACAGCCCCAGGAAAUUCUGCAGCAUCCACCCCUACAAACCCAGACUUGGGAGACCUGAAAGGUCAAGUGACCCCUGAGCCUCAGAGCAGCAGCCAGCCUGCCAAGAAGGCCAAAGUGGCUGUGAAAGCAGAGCGACACUUGCAGAAACGGCAACACCCCAAGAAGGCCUCUUUCCAGAAGCAGAAUGGCAUCCCCAAAGGGGCAGACUCUGAAUUGUCCACUGUACCUUUUAGUACAAAGGACCCAGCUUCCUCCAAGCUCCAGGAUGGUAGUCAGCCAGCUGAAAAGGCCAAAGUGACAGUAGUGGCCAGGAAAUCAAAGGUGACUGGGAUAAAAAAGCAACAGUCACCUAAAUUGCAGGCUUCCAAGAAAGUUCCCUCCCUGAAGCAGAAUGCUCCUCCCAAGGGUACAGAUGCAGAGAUACCUGCAGGGUUGCGGCUCUCCCAGACUCUGGCCACUCAGAAGGCUGAGAACUGUGUUCAGCCCUUUGGGAAGACCCAGGGGGCUAAGAAGGUAAAGCAGCAGUUGCCACAGAAGACUUCCAAGAAAGCUGCCUUCCCAAAACAGAAUGGUACCCCCAAGGGACCGAAGACUCCUGUCAUGUCCUCUCUUGGUUCCAGCCAGCCCCCACCCGCAAAGAGGAGAAAAUCUUAAUCCAGGUGGAUGGUUAAAACUAGACUGGGCUGCCUCCUUGGCUGUUGUCACUGGGUCAGAAACCUUACCUCUGUGAGGAUGGCUUUCCCACUAUGCCUAUGAAAUUUAAUAUACAUUUUGCAAUCUCUG
Artibeus jamaicensis (Jamaican fruit-eating bat) is the source of this 2689-nucleotide messenger RNA. RefSeq names its product NOP2 nucleolar protein (gene NOP2). Gene Ontology annotation, cellular component: nucleolus. Bases 113 to 2560 code for a protein of 815 amino acids. Gene Ontology annotation, molecular function: RNA binding; rRNA (cytosine-C5-)-methyltransferase activity. The transcript is spliced from 16 exons. Gene Ontology annotation, biological process: rRNA base methylation; maturation of LSU-rRNA. The record is from RefSeq and is a predicted model, not a curated record. NCBI's taxonomy places the organism in Eukaryota, Metazoa, Chordata, Mammalia, Chiroptera, Phyllostomidae.